AACAGCACAAACUGGUCAGGCAGAGCCUUGUGCUUGCUGCCAGCUGCCGGGCACUGUCCCCACAGAGCUGCACACAGGACACUGUGUCACUUCCAUCCUGUCACGGCUUUAUUCUGCUGUGUCACCUCAGGGCAACUCCUGGCCAGGGCCCAUGUGAUACCCACAGGGGCUACGAGACCUGCAAAGGUGGCAGUGAGCACAGCCGGGCAGCCUCUCAGGACCAGGAAGUGGGCCCGACCUUUUCUGAGCCGUUAACAGACACCAGGGACAGGCUGGCCUCGCAGGAGGCCUGGAGCCAGGCUGAGCCUCGGUUUCUCCCUCCAGCAUGGGACCUGAGGUUGGGUGGGCUCUUCAUGCCCCAGGCCGUGACCUCUCCUUGUUAAUGAGCCAUGAAUCCGUAGCAUUUCUGUGUGUCCCUUCUGAAAUUACCUUCUAACAUGCAUCGCUUUUCUGCCAGGCCCACUUGUGCCUCUUCUGGUACGACUGAAGGCAACUUGCAGAGUGGUCUGGGCUUCAGCCUGAAGCUCUCCUGAUGGCCUGGAGUUCCAUGUCUCUGUUCUGUCACAGAUUGGGGCCCAACAGGAGGAGAGCAGGACAGAGGGCUGCAUGGUGAGGACGGCGCUGGCAGGCAUGCAGCGCCCCGAGGGAGCCCCCAGAAUGGGACUUCCUGGACAGCCGCCCCAUCCACGCAGACUCCCUCCUGGACCCCUCUGGGGCCUGCAUUCCCACCCUGCAGGAGGGGAUGGUGCGAAGGUCCUCCUUUUUUGUCCUCCACUUCUUGGCGGAGCUGCACUCCCAGGAGAAUCCAUCAGCUGAACUCCUGGCCCAGCUGGAGCAAGCUGAGCCCACUGAGGCACAGCCCACGGGACCAGCUCCAGCCCCAGCUGAAGUCCCACACGUGGAGCCCGAGACAGCUCCACCUGCAGCUUCCUGCCCAGCGCUGGGACCACAGCCAGAGUCCGUGGCAGCCCCUUCACCUGCUGCAGUGCUGGGGCACCCGGUGGUUGCACGGUGGUUGGUGUCACCUCCUGAGCUCCGCCUGGGGUCAGCUCCUGGCCCCCUCCCACUGUUCCCCUCACUUAUGCUGGCUCUUGUUUUGGUAUUUACAAUUGCCCUUAUUUCUUGGUUUUAUAUAAAUAAUAGAACUAGCUUUGAAUAAAACUUAAAAUUUUAGUGUU
Messenger RNA from Heterocephalus glaber (naked mole-rat), 1178 nucleotides. NCBI's taxonomy places the organism in Eukaryota, Metazoa, Chordata, Mammalia, Rodentia, Bathyergidae. The record is from RefSeq and is a predicted model, not a curated record.